This is a messenger RNA of Erinaceus europaeus (western European hedgehog), 2555 nucleotides long. It is a transcript of the gene DUSP10, whose product is annotated as dual specificity phosphatase 10. Gene Ontology annotation, cellular component: cytosol; cytoplasm. The transcript is spliced from 4 exons. Lineage: Eukaryota; Metazoa; Chordata; Mammalia; Eulipotyphla; Erinaceidae. Bases 233 to 1843 code for a protein of 536 amino acids. Gene Ontology annotation, biological process: negative regulation of JUN kinase activity; protein dephosphorylation. The record is from RefSeq and is a predicted model, not a curated record. Gene Ontology annotation, molecular function: MAP kinase tyrosine/serine/threonine phosphatase activity; protein tyrosine/threonine phosphatase activity.
UUUCAAACGCCCAGGGCCGGCUAAUGCGCUGCGUUACGAAGUCCAGGCGAUCAGAGUUCCGGAAGGGAGAGAUGGGGGAGCAGCCCCCGCCACCCCCCAACACACUGAGUUUGCUUUCCAGCCAGCCCCUACCUAGAUCAGGAGGGACCGGCCGGGGCCGGGAGAGCUCAACGUUGCUGGGGGAGGCUUCCCGGGGCGUGGGGAGGGCUGCACGCCCAGCUCUGCUGCAGGGAUGGAGAGCCGAGUCCACUCCGCGCGUUUGACAAGCACCCCAUGUGCAGGUGGGGGUCCCCGCCCUGCGAACCUGCUUCUGCCCUCUGCCCCCAAGGAAGUGCUCUGUUGGUCUCCGGCCAGCCCUAACAGACUGUCUGAGUUCUUCCUGAAGUGCCAGCCUGCAGCCCUCCUCAUGCCUCCGUCUCCUUUAGACGACAGGGUAGUGGUGGCACUGUCUCGGCCGGUCCGCCCGCAGGACCUCAAGCUCUGCCUAGACUCCGUCUACCUGGGCCCCGGUGCCCCGGGUGGUCCCGGCCAGGCCCCGGUCCUCGCCACCACCGUCGUGUCCCUCCAGACGGCCCAGCGCUCGUAUAUGCCCUCAUCCAGUGGUUCUGCCCGCUCCCUGAAUUGCAGCUGCAGCUCGGCCAGCUGCUGCACUGUGGCCACCUACGACAAGGACAAUCAGGCUGCAGCCCUCUCGUCCUCUGGUGCCCCCGCCCUUGGCAGCCCCAGCCCAGGCCCAGCCCACCAGAUGGUCAGCAGCACUGAGAAUGCAGGCUCCCUAAGUCCGGGGGGCAGCCCUCUGUCGGGGCCCCCUAAAUCGCUGGCCAGCAUCAAAAUCAUCUACCCCAAUGAGCUGGCCAAAAAGAUGACCAAAGGCGGUGGCAGUGGCAGGAGCACGCUGGCAGGCCAGGGCCCCGUCAUCAUUGACUGCAGGCCCUUCAUGGAGUACAAUAAGAGCCACAUCCAGGGCGCUGUGCACAUCAACUGUGCAGACAAGAUCAGCCGGCGGCGCCUGCAGCAGGGUAAGAUCACCGUGCUGGACUUGAUCUCCUGCCGGGAGGGCAAGGACUCCUUCAAGAGGAUCUUCUCCAAAGAAAUCAUUGUCUAUGACGAGAACACCAACGAGCCCAGCCGGGUCAUGCCCUCACAGCCUCUGCACAUUGUGCUGGAGUCCCUGAAGAGGGAAGGCAAGGAGCCCCUGGUGUUGAAAGGUGGACUUAGCAGCUUUAAGCAGAACCAUGAAAACCUCUGUGACAACUCCCUCCAGCUGCAGGAGUGCAGGGAGGCGGGCGCCACAUCUGCAGCCUCGGGAUUGCUACCUCAAUCCAUCCCCACCACGCCGGACAUUGAGAAUGCGGAGCUGACCCCCAUCCUGCCCUUCCUCUUCCUGGGCAACGAGCAAGAUGCCCAGGACCUGGACAGCCUGCAGAGGCUCAACAUUGGCUAUGUCAUCAACGUCACCACGCACCUGCCCCUCUACCACUAUGAGAAAGGCCUCUUCAACUACAAGCGGCUGCCCGCCACCGACAGCAACAAACAGAACCUGCGGCAGUACUUCGAAGAGGCUUUUGAGUUCAUCGAGGAAGCUCACCAGUGUGGGAAAGGACUCCUCAUCCACUGCCAGGCCGGCGUGUCCCGCUCGGCCACCAUCGUCAUCGCCUACUUGAUGAAACACACCCGGAUGACCAUGACUGAUGCUUACAAAUUUGUCAAAGGCAAGCGACCAAUUAUUUCGCCCAACCUCAACUUCAUGGGGCAGUUGCUGGAGUUUGAGGAAGAUCUGAACAAUGGUGUGACCCCGAGGAUCCUAACACCAAAGCUGAUGGGUGUGGAGACGGUGGUGUGACAGGCUCUGUGUGGCCAGGGGGCCGCUCUCCAGGGAGGACAAGUCAGGAGACAGGACUCUGCUUCCUUCCUUUUCUUUUUUCAGAUGGUGGUAACUAAUGUUUGUGAAUGGAGACAAACUUUUGCUCAGCUCCUAUUUCUUUUUGUUUGCUGCUUCUUCUUCUUCUUUUUCUUCUUCUUCUUCUUCUUCUUCUUCUUCUUCUUCUUCUUCUUCUUCUUCUCCUUCUCCUUCUCCUUCUCCUUCUCCUUCUCCUUCUCCUUCUCCUUCUCCUUCUCCUUCUCCUUCUUCUUCUUCUUCUUCUUCUUCUUCUUCUUCUUCUUUUUUAGCCGACACAGAAAAAUAUAAGGUGACAGGUUCCUUCCCCUCUUUUCCUUUUAAGCUGUUUGUAGAGCUGAUGAUGCAAAUAGUCUGUGCAGGUUCAUAGACCGAAGACGAUACAGUUUAAACCAAUUCAAAAGAGCCAAGCAGCAGAGACUUGAUGGUGGAAGCCCGGGCCUACUCGGGACCCAAAUGGGUGAGCAAAGCCCAGACCAGCAGAGGGGGCCGUGAGGGGUCCGAGGAGGAGAAGGCCAGGGCCACUGCAGUGAUCUGGGAGCCCUUCCCAACUUCCCACCCUCUAAAGUGACAGAGAAUACUGUUGAUUUUGUGUGUUUUGAGCUCCUCCCCACCCCUAACCCUGGGUGUAAGAGUUUUUUUUGUUUUGUUUUGUUUU